UAGUUUCAACCUUGGCUUGUCUUCUCUUGGCUUGACUUCAGCCUCCGGUAACCUCUUAUUUAAUCUGACCAGUCUGACCUAGAUAUUGAACUGUAUUAUUUUUGCCUUCUGUUAUUCUUCCGCCACACAAGUGUCAGAUAGUUCAUUACAACUAUAUCUACCUACCUUUACAUAUCCUAUCCACCUAUUUAUCUCCUCUCCCUUUUUAUCUUUUAGGUGUUGUAACUCCUGAAUCUAUAAGGUCGUACUUGAAAACUCAUCUCCCAUCACCAACAUUUGAUAUAGUCAUCUACUUUGGUAGAAAUUAUAUCACGAUGUCGUACAGAGUUGCUGCUCCCGAUGAGUACCUUGCCAUCACUGGCAUGAACAUCAAGAAUGUUCACAUCACCAAAGCUGCAUGGGUGCUACCCUUCCAGAGAUGCACACGCUUCUCGGUUCAACCCCACGAUUAUGCUAUGAACCUUCAGGCCAUGACAAAGGAGAAGCUUCAGUUCCUUCUUCCGGUUAUUUUCACUAUUGGCCCAGAUGUCAACAAUCGAGGAGCCAAUGCGAAAGGCCCUAGGCCCGCCGCAGAUGCCCACGGAGAUCGAACUGGACAUAAUCACAGCAAUGACGAAGACCGUGGUGAUUCUUUAAUGAAGUAUGCCAUGUUAUUGGCCGAUUCCACAGCCAAUAAGCAAGGCACUCAGCACCUCGAAAACAUCGUGAAGGGUAUCAUCGAAGGCGAGACUCGAGUUUUGGUUUCUUCCAUGACUAUGGAAGAAAUAUUCACUGAACGUGAGGAAUUCAAGAGACGGAUCUUCCGUAACAUCCAGGGCGAGCUAGACCAAUUUGGUCUCAAGAUUUAUAAUGCCAACGUCAAGGAAUUAAAGGAUGCUGUCGGCUCCACUUACUUCCAAUCCCUCUCCCAGAAAGCUCAUGAAGGCGCUACCAACCAAGCCCGUAUCGAUGUUGCAGAAGCCCAACUUCGCGGUAAUGUUGGUGAGGCAGAAAGACAUGGUCAGCAGGAACGAUCGAUUGCCAAAAUUAAUGCGGAAACUGCUGUCCAGAAGACGGAUCGUGAUGUUGAGCGAGCUGCUGCCGAGGCCAACCUUGCUACUCAAAAGACAGUUCUUAGCCGAGAUGUUGAAAUCGCAAGGAUUCAGGCUACCCGUGCCACUGAGUCGAGGGAUGAGGAUCUGAAGAAAGAGGUGCAGGUGAAGCGUGCCGCCGCCGAGCUCGAGCGUCUUCGUGCCGUCGAUGUCGUUAAGGCCGCUAUCGCUCGUGAGAGCAAACAACAAGCCGCCGAUGCGAAGGCAUACGAGGUGGAAGCCGAGGCACGUGCCUCGGCUUACAAGACCAAAGUCGACGCCGAGACGCAAGCCGCUGCCGAUUAUAACAGGACUACGAAGAACACCGACGCAUCAGCCUACAAGACCAAGAUGGAUGCUGAGGCUUGGAGUGAUGCGGCGAUUAAGAAUGCCGAAGCUAACUUGCAGAAGAAGCUGAAAGAGGCUGAGGGUAUGAUGGCCAUGGCCAAUGCUUACGCUAGAAUGAGUGAAGCAUUUGGCGGUCCUUCUGGCCUCCUACAAUACAUGAUGAUUGAGAAGGGCACAUACGUUGAGCUUGCUAAGGCCAACGCCACCGCCGUCAACGGCAUGCAGCCUAAGAUUAGCGUCUGGAAUACAGGCGCUGAAGCCGGAUCUUCUGGAGCUGGCGGUCAAGGCCAAGACACCGCCUCAACGAUGAGAAAUGUUUACCAGCUGCUUCCCCCACUCAUGUCGACCAUUCAUGACCAAACAGGCAUCACGCUUCCUGAGUGGCAAUUCGGUAGAAUGCCAGGUAGCGAGUUAGCCAGGCGGGAGCAGAACGAGGGCAAACUUAAUGGGAAGAAGUAAGCUCGGAAAUAUCUACGAUCAUUAGUCAUAUUGCGAGACAGUCAGUCGCUAGCGCAUAUACUUUUCGGAUUUCCUUUGUUAUAUUGAAGAUAGACUUGGUCGGCGGCUACUCCUUUUUAUAUGUAUUUGGCGUAUCUUGUAGUUUUAGCAGUUGAUACCUCUGGAGUCUGAAUAUGGAUGUGAAUUCAAGCGUCUUUUGUUUGAGAAAUUUGGUUUGAUUCGGAGAGUUAGGUUGUUAAAACAAGACUGAAGGGCUUUCUAUAUUCUUUUAGAAUUAACAUCAAGAUAACCUAUAUAAAUUGAAAUCACAUAAGCAGUACG
This is a messenger RNA of Annulohypoxylon maeteangense, 2198 nucleotides long. RefSeq lists its product as uncharacterized. Lineage: Eukaryota; Fungi; Ascomycota; Sordariomycetes; Xylariales; Hypoxylaceae. The record is from RefSeq and is a predicted model, not a curated record. The coding region runs from base 315 to 1877 and encodes 520 amino acids. Gene Ontology annotation, cellular component: plasma membrane. The transcript has 6 exons. Gene Ontology annotation, biological process: protein localization to plasma membrane.